This is a messenger RNA of Ananas comosus (pineapple), 6285 nucleotides long. RefSeq names its product vacuolar protein sorting-associated protein 8 homolog. NCBI's taxonomy places the organism in Eukaryota, Viridiplantae, Streptophyta, Magnoliopsida, Poales, Bromeliaceae. Bases 45 to 5768 code for a protein of 1907 amino acids. Gene Ontology annotation, molecular function: protein binding. The transcript is spliced from 20 exons. The record is from RefSeq and is a predicted model, not a curated record. Gene Ontology annotation, cellular component: late endosome; HOPS complex. Gene Ontology annotation, biological process: protein targeting to vacuole; endosomal vesicle fusion.
AUUAAAACUCUCCUAAACUCCGAUCCAACUCCGACCCAACUCGGAUGACAUCCAUGGCGGGGCUCGACCUCGACCUCGACGCUUUCCUCAGAUCCCACGGCGCUGGCCUCUCCUCCUCUGACACCGACGACGACGAGGACGUCUCCGCCGGCCUCCACCGCCGCACCGUCGACGAGAUCCUGGGCGAUUCAUCCUCCUCCGGCGACAGCGACGACGACGAGAAGGAGAAGAACCCUCGCCUCGUCGCGAAGGAUGGCCCGUCGAGACCCUACGAAGGCCACCGACCCGUCCGCGAGCGAUCAUCUCCGACCUCCGAAAGGAGAUCGCGAGAGAGCUCUUCGUCGUCCUCGUCGGCCACCCUCUCUUCCCUCGUCUUCCGGAGCUUCUCCGACGCUGCCGCUGCUUCCUCUUCUUCCCUCCCCCGGCCCCCGCUCUUCAGCGGCGUCAGGCCGAAUCCCAAGCCCGGCGCCGCCCUCGCCGCCGCCGCCGCCGCGUCCCGCUCGUUCCCCUCGCCCCAUGCUGCGGCGAUCAAGUCGAGUAGGGCCAGGGCCAGGGCCAGUUCGGGCUCUUCUCCGGAAGUUCGCGAGGAGGAGCCGAUGGCCGAUAACGACCUGGAGGAGAAUGCCGCCUCUCCCGAGGUAUUGCUGCAAACUCUAUUGAGGGGGAAUUCGGAGGCUGAUGUAAGGGUUUCAGCGGAAGAAGUCCGCCUUGAAGAAGAAGAAGAAGAAGAAGAAGAAGAAGAAGAAGAAGAAUGCGGAGGCUAUGCUGGAUCGAGUUCUGUGAAAGAGACAGAUUCCGCUGGUGAAUUAGAGGCGAAGGGAGAUUUGAUCUCCGCUUCUCCCACCAGCGAUGAAAAUGUCCACGAGGUGGAAGACGAGGAUGCGCAUGGAGCUCGGAGCGUCACUGAGGAAGUGGAGCAGGGCACAGUUGAAGUGGAGUUAGAAGUAGCCAAUUAUUCGGAAAGUGAUGCUCUUGAAACAAGCGUUUUUCAUGAAGAAGAAACUCAAGUUGGAGUAGAGAUAGAUAAAUUGGUAGAGGAGGAAGCAAGUCAGCUGGAAAUUGAUAAGAAAUCCGAGAAGAAGGCGGAGAAGAAACUCAGGGCUUCGAUGAAGCCGCUGGAAUGGGCUGAAGAACUUGAGAAGCGGCAAGCUUCGUCUGGCCUGCAUUGGGAAGAGGGAGCAGCUGCUCAGCCCAUGAGGCUUGAGGGCAUCCGAAGAGGGCCGCCGGCUGUUGGGUAUUUGCAGAUAGAUCUCGACAAUGCAAUCACUCGAGCGAUUUCAUCACAGGCUUUCAGGCGGGAUCAAGGUUCUCCUCAAGUGCUGGCAGUUCAUAAUAAUUAUAUUGCGCUGGGCAUGUCUAAAGGGGCUGUUCUCAUUAUCCCCAGCAAAUAUUCUGCUCACAGUGCCGACAAUAUGGACUCGAAGAUGAUGAUCCUUGGGAGCCAGAGUGAGAAAACUCAACCUCCUGUGACAUCUAUGUGCUUCAACCAGCAAGGUGACUUACUCUUAGUGGGAUAUGGUGAUGGUCAUCUAACUCUUUGGGAUGUACAAAAAGUGGCAGUAGCAAAAGUAAUUACUGGGGAGCAUAAUGCACCAAUAGUGCAUGUGUUUUUUCUGGGUCAAUUCAAAGCUAUUACGGGAGAUUCCAAGGGUCUAGUUAUAUUACACACUUUCUCAGUUGUUCCUUUGCUCAAUCAUUUUUCCGUCAAGACACAGUGCAUUCUCGAUGGUCAAAAAAAUAGCACGGUUUUGUCUGCUUCUCCUCUUUUAGUGGAUGAUCCUAAUGGUUUCGGCACAACUUCUGCACAAGGGAACUCAACGAUUUCCACUAGUAGCCUUGGUAGCAUGGUGGGAGGUGUUGUUGGUGGCGUUGUCGGAAGAGAGGCUGGAUGGAAGCUUUUCAAUGAAGGCUCUUCAUUUCUGGAAGAAGGUGUGGUCAUAUUUGUCACCAAUCAAAAUGCUCUGGUGGUUAGACUGAUCCCGAAUUUGGAAAUUUAUGAGAAGUUCUCCAGACCAGAUGGGGUUCGAGAAGGGUCAAUGCCAUACACAGCAUGGAAAUGCACUGCAUACUCAAAUGAUUCGUCUCUUGGUGCAUCUGAGAGAGCUUCAUGGCUCGUAAUUGCUUGGGACCGCCGAAUCCAAGUGUCAAAGUUGGUUAAAUCACAAAUGAAAAAAUACAAUGAAUGGAGCCUUGAUAGUGCAGCAAUUGGUGUGGCCUGGUUAGAUGAUCAGAUGCUAGUGGUUCUUACAUCGAGAGGUCAACUCUGCUUGUUUUCCAAAGAUGGAAAUGAGCUUCACCGCACCAGCUAUGGUCUUGAUGGCUUGGGAAUUGAUGACAUCAUCACAUAUCAUAUCCACUUCUCUAAUGUUUUUGGAAAUCCAGAAAAAGCUUAUCAAAAUUCAGUAGCAGUAAGAGGAGCUACAAUAUACAUACUAGGGCCCAUGCAUCUCUUAGUUUCUCGUCUUCUUCCUUGGAAAGAAAGAAUUCAAGUAUUGCAGAGGGCAGGAGAUUGGAUGGGUGCACUAGACAUGGCAAUGAGGCUUUACGAUGGCCGUUCACAAGGUGUUAUUGAUCUCCCAAGAACAGUUGAUGCUAUAAGAGAGGCCAUAAUGCCAUUUCUAGUAGAGCUGCUUUUGUCGUAUGUAGAUGAAGUGUUUUCCUAUAUUUCAAUUGCUUUUUGCAAUCAGCUUGGAAAGCCUGGAGCUGAAGAUGGUUCAAAGUAUGCAAAUACUUCUGUGUGCACAGAGAUAGAGGAGCAAUAUGCUCGUGUAGGUGGCGUUGCAGUCGAGUUUUGCGUUCAUAUUAACAGGACGGAUAUCUUGUUUGAUAGUAUCUUUUCCAAGUUUGUUGCUGUUCAACAUGGAGGCACAUUUUUGGAGAUAUUAGAACCCUAUAUAUUGAAGGAUAUGCUUGGUUGUCUGCCUCCGGAGAUAAUGCAAGCCUUGGUAGAGCACUAUAGUGGCAAAGGAUGGUUACAACGAGUUGAGCAAUGUGUUCUUCACAUGGACAUCUCGUCCUUGGAUUUUAAUCAGGUGGUUAGGUUAUGCCGUGAGCAUGGACUGUAUGGUGCACUUAUAUAUCUGUUUAAUCGAGGUUUAGAUGAUUUCCGAGCACCAUUGGAGGAACUUUUGGCAGUUGUACAGAAUAGCCCUGGAAGGGAUGCUGCUGCCAUUUGCUACAGGAUGCUUAUUUAUCUGAAGUAUUGCUUUCAAGGCCAAGCGUUUCCUCCUGGGCAUGGAGCUCUUUCUCCUUCACGUGUGCAUUCAGUUAGAAAAGAAUUGUUGCAAUUUUUACUGGAGGAUUCGAAGUCUGUAACCUCUCAAAUAGUCAAAAGCUUCAAGUCGUCCUGCAAAGUGUGCCCAAACCUUUGUUAUCUGCUAUGGAUAGACACAGAAGCAACUUUAGAAGUUCUUCGAUGUGCUUUUACAGAAGAGGGAUCUGAAACAAGUGAUGAUUCCAUCAAUGUUGUUGAAGCUCCUUUAGAGCAUGAACAAGAAAUCAAAUCUGAGAGCCUUGAAAAUCGGAAUUCCAUGGUUCAAAACAUUACAAAUGUGCUUAUAGAUGUUCUUGGCUUAGAAAAUGAGAUGAUUAGAUCAAUUGUCAUGGAUGCCGAGACGGCAAUCUGGCCUUCAGCAAAGGAUUUGACUCACUUACUUGAGUUUAUUUCUUUUCUUGUUUCUUGUAAACAAGCAACUAUAUCUCCUAGAGUUUUAAAGCAUCUCCUUGAUUAUUUGACUUCAUCUGAUCUGGCACUUUAUGGUCCUAAUCAAAAGGUACUAACUUCUCAAAAGCAGAAACAAGUGCUGAAACUCUUGAGGGUGGUUCCUCAGACUCAUUGGAAUUCUGAUGAUGUGUUACGUCUCUGUGAGAAGGCUCAAUUUCACCAGACUUGUGGCUUUAUUAAUACACUCAAUGGCCGGAUUAUUGCUGCUUUGGAUAGUUAUAUGAAGGACUUGGAUGAACCAAUCCAUGUUUUUGUCUUCAUCCACAAAAUGUUAUCACAGUUAUCAGCGACCGAGGCUUCAUCUUUCCACUCAGCUUUGGUUUCUCGUAUCCCUGAUCUGAUCAAGCUGUGCAGAGAGUGCACAUUGUUUUUGGUUAUUGACCAUUUCAUCAGCGAGAGUCAGCAUAUACUAUCAGAGCUUCAUUCUCAUCCACAAAGCCUUUUCCUUUUUCUCAAAACUGCUAUUGAUGUCCACUUGUUAGGCACUCUUGACAUUUUUGAGCAUGAAGCUGAUCAUAUGACAAAUGUUUCAAACGGUAUACUGGAUCCACCUAAUGAACUUGAAGCAUACAUUGAAAGACUUUCAAAAUUUCCGAAGCAUCCGAAUCGUAAUGCAAUUCACAUAACUGAUGAGCUGGUUGAACAGUAUCUGGAGCUUUUGUGUCAAUUUGAAAGCAAUUCAGUUCUGAAGUUCCUUCAAACUUUUGAUAAUUAUAGACUAGAGCACUGUUUGCUUCUUUGUCAAGAGUAUGGAGUUACUGAUGCAGCUGCAUUUCUUUUGGAAAGAGUUGGUGAUGUUGGGAAUGCUUUAGUGCUUGUAAUGGCGGGACUCGAGGAUAAACUUAACUUGCUUAUUGAUGCUGUGGAAAAAAAUAUUGGAACCAUAUCUGGUAACACCAAUAGAGUUAAUCAACCUAGUGACAUUUUAAAAAUGAAUGAGGCUAUUUCUGUGCUUGAUUUAUUGCAUGCCUGCAUUGGUUUGUGCCAAAGAAAUACUCAACGUCUAGAUCCUCAAGAGUCCGAGUCCCUCUGGUUUCGGCUGCUUGACUCCUUUUCUGAACCACUGAAGAGGUUUUGUGGUGGCAAAGACAUACCUGAAAGAAGUCAGGUUGGAAAGGUACCUGCAAUUUGUGGUGACCGAGUAAAUGAGUUCAAAUUUAGGAGGCUAUCCGAGAAUGGAAGAUGUGCGGCUGUUCUGAGGAGAGUUUUUUCACAAUUUGUUGGAGAAAUAAUUGAGGGAAUGGCUGGAUAUAUACCCCUCCCAGUAAUCAUGACCAAGGUCCUUUCUGACAAUGGGGAUCAAGAGUUUGGUGAUUUUAAACUCAUCAUACUGAGAAUGCUGGGAACAUAUGGCUAUGAGAAAAGAAUACUGGAUACAGCUAAAUUGGUAAUCGAGGACGACACAUUCUACACUUUGAGCUUGCUAAAGAAGGGAGUCUCUCAUGCUUUUGCUUCACAAGAUUUCAUUUGCUGCAUUUGUAAUUUGCCCCUCACGAAAGGCCCUGCUACUUCAGGAGUUAGAGUAUUUAAUUGUGGUCAUUCAACCCAUCUUAUCUGUGAAUCUGAGCAAACUAAGUCAUCACAUUCAGAUUCCUCAGUUGGAUGCCCAAUUUGCCUUCCAAAGAAGAACACAAAUGCACGAAACAAAUCAAUUAACGUGGAGAAUGGAUUGGUCAAGCAUCAGUCAUCAAGCCUCCGACAAUCUCAAGGAAUCAAUCUUCAAUACCUGCAUGAACCAGACGUUGCAGAGAGGCCUCGUGGGCUCCAUCAAAUACCCCGGUUUGAAAUAUUGAAGAGUCUCCAUAAAGCCCAAAAGCCUUUUCAAGUAGACAUUUUACCCCAAGUGAGACUUUCACCUCCAGCAAUUUAUCACGAAAAGGUCCAGAAAGGAGCCGGUUUAAUGGGAGAGACAAGUAACAGCUCGGUGAAAAGUGAAAAGAAGACUAAACAGUGGCAACUAAAGGAACUAAAAUCCAAAGGCGUAGUAAGCAGAUUUCCCUUGAAAUCAAACAUAUUUGGUCCUGAGAAGUACAGGAUGCGAUAAUGUGAUGUCAAAUCUUGUAUGAGGUAUUAGAGAUGGACAUCCAUUCAGGGGAGUUGAGACCCUUCUUUCCACCUGCUUUGUGUGAAGCCUUCGAAUUGGUGUAACUAUAUUUUUCAUCGGGGAUCAUAAAUGGCUUACGGAGAUAUCUUCUAAACUGCUCCUGUAGCUACUAAAAGUUGCUACAUUAAAGUUUAGUUCACACAUCAUCUUCGACGGCUAUUCCAGCGAGGGCAGCAACUACUUGAUUCAUUAAACACUACUUUGGUUGACCGUGUAAAAGUUACCCCACGUUUCGCCUGUGCUGAGCAUCACAUUGUUAUCCUCUAUACCGUCUAGCAGAGCCCUAAGAUGUAAUUUGUGUCUUCUCUUGUAAUUUUUUCGGGACUUUGGUAAAAAUGAUUUCUGUAUAUGGUAAUCUUGAGAGUUUAUUGAACUUCAUUUGCUUGGCUUAAUUUUUUUUGAAUUACAUUGUUAUACAUUUCUAUAUUGUUAAUUGGAGAAAUGCUUUUGUAACUUA